This is a messenger RNA of Equus caballus (horse), 623 nucleotides long. NCBI's taxonomy places the organism in Eukaryota, Metazoa, Chordata, Mammalia, Perissodactyla, Equidae. The record is from RefSeq and is a predicted model, not a curated record.
UUCACAAACAACUCCACGCUGUUUUGUGGUUCUGCAGGUCCCCAAAGGAACUGACCAGAACUGGGCUCAGAAGCUCUAUGACCGACACUCUGGCAGCCAGCACUUCCAGAAGCCCCGCAUGUCCAACACGGCCUUCAUUGUCGUGCACUUUGCAGACAAGGUGGAGUACCUUUCCGAUGGCUUUCUGGAGAAAAACAGAGACACGGUAUAUGAAGAGCAGAUCAACAUCCUGAAGGCCAGCAAGUUCCCACUAGUGGCUGACUUGUUUCAUGAUGACAAGGAUUCUGUUCCUGCCUCCACCACAUCUGGGAAGAGCUCAUCUUCAAAGAUCAACAUUCGCUCCUCCAGACCCCCCCUGAAAGCCCCCAACAAGGAGCACAAGAAAACCGUGGGCCACCAGUUCCGCACAUCCCUGCAUCUUCUCAUGGAGACCCUGAACGCCACAACGCCGCACUAUGUCCGCUGCGUUAAACCAAACGACAAGAAGCUCCCCUUCCACUUUGACCCAAAGAGAGCAGUGCAGCAGCUCAGAGCAUGCGGGGUGUUGGAGACGAUCCGAAUCAGUGCAGCCGGCUACCCGUCCAGGUAAUGUGCCCACCAGCCGCGCCCUCCAGCAGCAGCCA